Penicillium cataractarum is the source of this 669-nucleotide messenger RNA. RefSeq lists its product as uncharacterized. NCBI's taxonomy places the organism in Eukaryota, Fungi, Ascomycota, Eurotiomycetes, Eurotiales, Aspergillaceae. Bases 1 to 669 code for a protein of 222 amino acids. The record is from RefSeq and is a predicted model, not a curated record. The transcript has 4 exons.
AUGAAGAACUUUGCACUUAUCUUUGCUUUUGCUGCUUCAGUGGUCCCAGCCUUGGCACGUCCAGCAGUAGACGAUUCGGACAUCAAACCGCCCUACCCUAUGGGCCAAGUAGGGUGGGUUGGCCGGCUUUCCAAGGAUGGGCCUACAGAGACCAUCUGGGCUGAUGAUCUGGACGAUGUUGAUGUUAUUGUUCAAGCCAAGAAGCCUGGAUUUUCCAUCUUUGAUGGUUCUCUGGAUGCAUUCAAUAAUGCAAUCGUUUCCGAACGCAGUGUGACAGAGGGACGCCUUGAAAAGCGAGAGAGAUACUGCAACAAUUUCGGCCAAGUUGGGGCCACCUCUGUUAACGAUGGCAUUGAGCAUCUUCGUGGUGUCACUGCAGGGUGCUCUGUGGCGGCCCGUCAAUGCAUCCGUACUACGUGCAAUGGCGGAGCGGCUAUUGUACUCUGUAACGACAACUACAACGCCAUAACAAUUCCCUGUGGAACCGUUGCAACCAUGGCUCAGGAUAUUAACCGGAACUGCAUGUGGGCGCCUAGUGCAUCUUGCACCCUGUUUGGAUGCAACGCUUCCGUUUAUGUCGUCUCUGGCCAGGAAUUUGCUGAUACAGGAGGUUACAAUGUCAUUGUUGGUACUUGCGGUGCAUUUAGUGCGUCAGGUCAGUCAGUCUAA